ACGCAGGCGGCGCCGGGUCCCGACGCCCCUCAGCGGACUGAGAUGACAGCUGGAGCGGCCGCUAGCCGAACACACGCUAAAACCCACCGGACAGCCCGAGUCUACGCAGCUGCUCCUAAUCCAGCAGUGGAUUCCAGCUGUUCUCGGCACCUCCACCUCCACCCUCCGCUGGAUGACACCGACACGCAUUUAUUCUGUUCACUCACGACGGUGACGCUGCUGGACGACGGCGGAAAAUGGCCCGUAGCGUCCACCGUAGUCGCACAUAACCUGCACUAGGCUGCACAUGCACGGGCGAGGAUGGGAUGCAUCAGCGCUGUUCUGCGUAAGGUCCGCAGCAGGAUCAAGCUGGACCGGGUCAGAGAGCUGGGCCGACAGUACCCAGUCUUCUGCUUCCUGCUGCUGCUCCUGCUGAUGUGCACGGUGCUGCUGAACAGAUAUAUUCACAUCAUGAUCGUGUUUUGGUCCUUUCUGGCCGGAGUGGUCACGUUUUACUGCUCUCUGGGGCCCGAGUCUUUGCUGCCCAACAUCUUGGUCUCCAUCAAACCAAAGACCAAGUCGUACCAACAGGAGCUGUUUCCACUGGGACACAGCUGUGCUGUUUGUGGAAAAAUCAAGUGCAAAAGACACAGACCGACAUUAUUACUGGAAAACUAUCAGCCAUGGCUUGACCUGAAAGUUCCCUCAAACGUCGAUGCUUCUCUUUCAGAGAUUCUAGAGCUUGUUCUGGAAAACUUUGUAUACCCUUGGUAUAGAGACAUCACCGAUGAUGAGGCCUUUGUUGACGAGCUGAGAGUGACUUUGCGUUUCUUCUCAGCUGUGUUAGUGCGACGAACCCAGAAGGUGGAUGUGGCCUCCCUCAUCACACAAAAGCUUCUCAAAGUUUCCAUGAAACAUAUUGAAAUGAUAAGCAAAGCCAGGCAAAGAGUAAAGCUCACAGAGCACCUUCAGCAAGCUGCUCUGGAGGAAUACGGCCCCGACCUCCACAUGGCCCUGCGCAGCCGCAGAGAUGAGCUCCUCUACCUCAGGAAUCUGACGGAGAUGCUCUUCCCCUACAUCCUGCCACCCAAGGCUACAGACUGCAGAUCUCUUACUCUCCUAAUAAGAGAAGUCUUGGCUGGUUCUGUCUUCCUUCCUUCACUGGACUACUUGGCUGAUCCUGACACAGUGAACCAUUUGCUUUUGAUAUACAUCGACAACUCCCCUCCUGAAGUCGCCACAGAGCCAGCUUCCACGCUGGUUCCUUUCCUGCAGAAAUAUUCUUACACUCGAAGCAAAAAGCCCUCAGUGCUAAAGCUUGAGUUGAAGGAAAUCAGAGAACAGCAAGACCUUCUCUUUCGUUUUAUGAACUUUUUGAAGCAAGAGGGGGCCGUGCAUGUGCUCCAGUUCUGCCUCUCAGUCGAGGAGUUCAAUGACAGGAUACUUUGCCCUGAGCUGUCAGACUCGGAGAAGAUGAUGCUCCACGAGGAGGUGAGGAAGAUCUACGAGACCUACUGCUUGGACGAGAGCGUUGACAAGAUCCGCUUCGACCCCUUUAUCGUGGAAGAAAUACGCAAUAUUGCAGAGGGCCCGUAUUCAGAGGUGGUGAAACUACAAACCAUGAGGUGUUUGUUUGAAGCAUAUGAACACGUCCUGUCCCUCCUGGAGAAUGUUUUCACCCCCAUGUUCUGUCACAGCGAUGAGUACUUUCGCCAGCUUCUGCGAGGGGCCGAGUCCCCCGCCAGGAACUCCAAGAUGAGCAGAAAUAGCCUGAGUAUGGAUGACAUUCGUCCCUGGGACUGGAGCCCCGAGUCCCCGUCCUCACUGUUCACCGCCUCUGGCAGCUCUUCACCUGCAUCUUUUAAUUCCCUCCAUGCCCAGUCCACGUUCACCACCUUCCCGUACGGCUCGCUAUCCCACCGCCACUCAUCACCGAAGAGCACGGCAAAGAGGGGCGAGUCCUUUGGGAUCAGCCGCAUCGGCAGCAAAAUCAAAGGGGUGUUCAAGAACACAACCAUGGAGGGCGCCAUGCUGCCAUCUCAUGGGCUGGUGGAGGGAGAGGAUGACAUGGUGGAGGAGGCCAUGAUGGUGCUGGAGGAUGACUCCCCCAUGGAGGCAGCCUCUACCCCCAGCACCCCUCGAAACCUCUCAGCCUGGAACAUCACCAUCCCGUACAUUGAUUUCUACGAUGACGACGUGAAGAGAGAAAGGAUCCCCGUGUUCUGCAUCGACGUGGAGCGCAACGACAGGAAGGCAGUCGGACAUGAGACUGAGCACUGGUCUGUGUACAGAAGAUAUCUGGAGUUCUACGUGCUUGAGUCCAAACUCACUGAGUUUCAUGGCUCGUUUCCAGAUGCACAGUUGCCUUCGAAGAGAAUCAUCGGUCCAAAGAAUUAUGAGUUUCUCAAAUCCAAGCUGAAGGACUUCCAGGAGUACCUUCAGAAACUUCUCCAGCAUCCAGAGCUGAGCAACAGUCAGCUGCUGGCCGACUUCCUGUCUCCUCACAGUAUGGGGUCUCAGUUCCUGGACAAGAUGCUGCCUGACGUGAACCUGGGGAAAAUCAUCAAGUCCGUUCCCAGCAAACUCAUAAAAGAGAAAGGACAACAUCUGGAGCCUUACAUCCAGUCUUUCUUCAACUCCUGUGAAUCUCCCAAACCCAAACCGAGCCGUCCCGAGCUCACUAUCCUGAGCCCAACAUCGGAAAAUGACAAAAAGCUGUUCAACGACGUCUUCAAAAACAAUGCCAACCGAUCGGAACUGACCGAGAAGAGACACAAUCAGAACUACUUCAUGGAGAUGAUCACUGUCGAAGGCGUGUAUGACUACCUAAUGUAUUUGAGCCGAGUUGUCUUCCAUAUCCCCGACUGGCUGCACCACCUGCUGAUGGGCGGCAGGAUCCUGUUCAAGAACACACUGGAGACGUACACGGAUUAUUACCUCCAGUACAAACUGAACCAGGUGGUCCAGGAGCACCGGCUGGUCUCGCUCAUCACUCUGCUCAGAGACACAGUUUUCUGUGAGAGCAGUCCCCCCCGCUCAGCCCAGGAAAAGCAGAAGAGGGCGAAGAGGACUUAUGAAGAAAUGAUGAGAUAUAUUCCAGACUUGCUGGGGAAAUGUAUCGGAGAAGAGGCCAAGUACGAAGGCGUCGGCCUCCUGUUCGAUGGACUGCAACAGCCAGUUCUCAACAAACAGCUCACAUAUGUGCUAUUGGACAUCACCAUUCAAGAGCUGUUCCCUGAGCUCAACACGCAGGUACAGAAGGAGACCACUGUGAUGGCUCCAUGGAUGUAAAAUUAACAUUUCCACGGACGCGACACAUCCAUCAUAACAUACUUGUGACAUUCUUUAACUUAUUCCACUGCUUCUCCUGCUGUGAAACAGCAUCUGCUUUGUAAAAUAAAUUAUGCCGAUAAAUGA
This is a messenger RNA of Pleuronectes platessa (European plaice), 3396 nucleotides long. Its product is annotated as sorting nexin-14. Bases 301 to 3270 code for a protein of 989 amino acids. Gene Ontology annotation, molecular function: phosphatidylinositol-3,5-bisphosphate binding. The record is from RefSeq and is a predicted model, not a curated record. Gene Ontology annotation, cellular component: late endosome. The transcript is spliced from 31 exons. Gene Ontology annotation, biological process: autophagosome maturation. NCBI's taxonomy places the organism in Eukaryota, Metazoa, Chordata, Actinopteri, Pleuronectiformes, Pleuronectidae.